This is a messenger RNA of Tuber aestivum (summer truffle), 3594 nucleotides long. The record is from the annotation of a GenBank genome assembly. NCBI's taxonomy places the organism in Eukaryota, Fungi, Ascomycota, Pezizomycetes, Pezizales, Tuberaceae.
AAACUAAACUAAAGUAUGAUAUCUGCGCUUCUCCUCAACUCUCCAACCAUACUUGUACCAUUCAAUCCGUCCAAAAUCUCCCCCACCCCCUCUUCUCUCGAUCUUCUUUCCCUCCACUCCCAUGUUCGGAUACUUGUUGCCUGUAACCUGUAAUCUAGUCCACGUAAAUACACCCGCUAACAAAACCUCUCGGUGUUAGCCUCAGUUAAGAACCGUUGUCAACACUGGCGAUACUGUCAGUUCAAUGAUGACAGGCUUAGCAAAACCUCCCUAUCCUCGCUGCAAUACGCCCCCCAUCAGACCCACGUCACUAUUCUAUCUAUCGGCCGCACCCUCAGUCCUAACGUGAGUUGGAGCAAUUCUCAUGCCAGAAUUAUUCUUGUAUUUCCUGUGAGGUGUGAGGGCAAGAACGGUAAGGACUCCAGAAUCCCCGGCCGUCCUAUAUCCCACCUUCAUCCCUCAGUACUUGUACCGUACUUGUAUGUUACUCGUACAGCACUCGUUCGAUUCCUUCUCCCCUGUCCAUGAGGCAUCGGCGCCCUUUGCAAGAUCCAGCCUUACAUUACCGGUACUGGUACGUAUUCCGCUGGAUAUGGGAGACCCGGGUGUGCAUGUCGCUCAAGUAAGGUGCGGCUUGGGACCCCUGCUGGCAAUUGGUGUAACAGCAACUGGUGUGGUGGUCGGCUGGGAAUUUAGUAUAUCUACGGGAUGCACCAAAACUUCCCCCCUCAUCUUUCUUUGCGGGAUCAUCGUUUUUCCAUGGCUCCUUCAUCCUCAAUCCCAAUGAUUCCUCCCUCCUGCAAGAAUCUCCCUCCUCAACUAGCCCCGACUCAGGCUGGAUUGCCAAUCGCUAGCCAACAGAGCAAAACCGCCAAAGCUCAGGCCCCGAGCUUCCAAGGAUGGGAGAAAUAUCCCCUUAUGUUAACGGAUCACAAUACCCUAGGUCGGGAUGGGAGCGUGUUCUUGGAGAACUUGCGCAACGACUCUGAGCGGCUGUUUUAUGGCCCUGAGCGUGCUUCGUUGGGGGUACUGGACGUCCUCGAAGCCCCCGAUCCUAAUUGUAUGCCACGGGUUACUUUUUCCAGACCUUUGUAUCUGGCUAACCGAGAAUUCCGGGAGCAGCACCCUUAAUCCAGCGAGAAGCCACGAGUGAUUUAUUCGAGGAGAUUUUAACGGUAAGUCAACCCAUCAAGUUCCAGCGCCCCUCGCUAACCACCCCCUACAGGACGAUAGAAGAUUCCAUUUCAGAUGCUUGUAGGUCCUCCAGGCAGAAAGAAGGAUCAGUCCCAAAAAUUGAGUGUGUUUGCGUGGAAAUUGACGCUCACCAGCACAAUCACACCGAGUUUCUCAUGGGCCAAGCUACCGAUAACAGAAGAAAUGCUACAAAAGCUCUUGACAUUCUAUAAGGUUUCCCCGGACUUCCUACGCCUAGUUCAUAUUUUCGGGCGCCGGCGCCGGGAGUGGAUACCAUCCUCGGAUGUGUUCCGACGCCUGCUCAAGGCAAAGGGGACACACCCCAACGCUUACAUCUCCGGUAUUCUCUCCUCCAAGCCAGCACAGGAGUCUCCCGCACUAACACCCCCACCAUCAGAGAUCUGCAUCCGAAUGGCUCAUGUUGAAAAACACGGCAGACCGGACACCGAUGAGCUGGGCCGUGACCCCUGGUCGGUCCGCCAGUUUGGUUGCUACCAAAGAUUUGACUACGAAGAUGACUCGUCCGUCUGUAUUCACAUCAUGCCCCCGGAGAGUGUGAAAUCCCGCCUCGCCGAAGCCCUAACCAGAGGGAGAUUUAGCCAAGAAUCGGAGCACCUAAGCCCUGUAUCGCUACCUCUUGGCUUCGUCACGACCGCAAUGCAAAAUUGGCGAUCCUACGUUGGUGACUUGGAGUCUGAGCUCAUAGACUGCGUUAGUUCUCACAACGUUCGCAAGCCCAAAACUCUGCACGAGCACUAACAAUCUUCAAACAGGGAAAAUGUGUCUACUUGACCGACGAGGAAUGGGAGAAGUGCAGGACUGGCAAGGCGGACCUUAAAACACGCUAUUCGCACCUUCGGAAGCUCCAGCGACAAUUUCGUGACAAACUCCUGAACACCAUAUCAAACUUCAGUUUGAACAUCAAUGUGUUGGAGGGGCUGCAAGCGCAUGUAAUUGGAUUACAAUCCGUCGGGCUGCUUAGUGAUGCAGCUUACAAGGAUGCAUCCGACAUACUCGAGCAUAAUACUUCCGUAUUACGAGAUCUCCUAAGGGAUACAGAACGGAUGCUCGAAAAGACUAGUAACGCAGUUCAGCUUGUGAGUUGAUGCUCUCCUUCCGCCUCGCAAAAUUAAGACUGACGCGCCCAAGAUCCAAGCACAAUUUGAAAUUAGGAAUGAUACUCUCAUCCAUAACCACACAAUGGCGGUCGGAGACCUCGUCAAUACGGCACAGACUCAGAGAACCGCCACCGGAACCCUAGUCGACAUAGCAAGGACUCAGAGAUGUGCCACCGGAACCCUAGUUGCCAUGGCAGAGGGUAACCAGAAAGACACCCAAACCAUGGUAGCAUUCGCUGAUCUCACAAAACGUGACUCGAGGACAAUGAGAGUGGCAACCAUGCUUGCCACUCUCUACCUCCCCGGGACAUUCGUCGCUGCAAGUGCUCCAGUUCCCCGAGACUUCCACAGCACAUACUGACCCACCCCCUCAGACCAUGUUUGGAAUGAAUGUCUUCCACUCGGACAUCGAAUUUGUGCACGAAAAAAAGGUCUAUACGUUCACUGUUGCGGCACAGGCCUGGAUAUUCGGCGUGACAGUCGUGGCACUUACGGCAGUAACUGUAACCUCUUUUUGGUUAUGGGAGCGGCGGCUACGACGGAAGGAUGAGGGUCGGAGGAUACCACCGAAAGACAAGGGGCAGGGCCGUGGCGGGGGUGCAGGGGCCGUGGGGUUGGGGUUCUGGCGGAAGUACAUGAACCGGAAGAUACGGCCGAAGGACGAGGAGAAGGGCUCCGGCGGGGGGCUCUGGCAGAAGGACGAGGAGAAGGGCUCCGGCGGGGGGUUCUGGCAGAAGGACGAGGCUAAGGUGGUGCCGUAGGGAGCGGUCGGGUAAAAAGAAACAGGAUCUCCUGUUAUCCGAUAGCUUGUAAUGGGCCACUCCAAGAAGGGCUCUAAUCAAAAUGGGACGCCUGCGAAGCGCACCAAACCAUUUUGCCUACCAUCAUAUUUAUACCAUUUGGACCUGUUGGUUGAUACCUAAGACCUAAACCCUAGUUAAUAGCUAUCCGGGCAACUCAGUGAGCAAAGCUAGGUAUGCACUGAAAGUGGCCCACUCUCCAGAGAGAUUGCGGUUUUCGAUACCACGACAUCUGAGGGUAAGGUUCUAGAAACAAUAUUCACCGUAUUGUAGUAAUUUUCCUCACGCUUAUGCAUGGACACCCCUGGUCUCCGGAAUGCUGAAAGUGGGUCACUUUUGCAACAGACUAUCGGAUAACUGUACCAAGGUUCCCACCACUUCAAAUGAUGCUAAGUAAUCUUCAAACUAGGUAGCAUUCUCCUGGAGUGCCACAUAGCUCAAUGGUAGUCACAGUUCAACAAUAGAAUCAUUAGAAAACCCUU